AAAAUACAGACUCGAAAAACAGUUUACCAGGUGAGAGCGCAGGUUGAACACGUCUCGCACUAGUCACUGUAUCGGUUCCGUGUGGAUUUUGGCUGUCUGCAACGCGAGUAACUGCGAUCUCUGAGGAUUAGGAACAAUGAAACAAACCGAUCGGGGCACACAGACAAAUGCAGCUUCUGCAGAGACAUCGAGCGUGCGGCUCUUGAGAAUACCACGUGCUGCCCCCAGCAUUGAGAACUACGGGUUCCAUCUGACCCGCAGCAAGUGGGAUCCCUACCCAUGGGUCUGCGAGGUGGCCAAUGGCACACCUGCAGCGCUAUGUGGUCUUCAGACGGGUGACUGUGUUCUUGAGGUCAAUGGAGUAGAUGUGCUGGGAAUGCGAGUCGCAGAUGUCGCCACAAUAGUUAGAAGCCAAAAGGACUGCGUCACAAUCCUCUGCUGGAACAGUGGUUGUGAAAAGGACUGUGAUAAGAAUAGCAUAUGCUGUGCACCCAUGCCGACCAGCCUAAGACGGCUCUCCACAGCCCUGGAGAGUAUACUGCGCCUGGUCGAGUGUCCCAUCUGCAAUCUGACCAUAACUCCGCCAGCCAUGCAAUGCCAGAACGGACAUGUGCUCUGCGUUGAUUGCCGUAUUCGGGCCGAGCGCUGUCCCGUCUGUCGUGACUUUUACACGCCGCGUCGGGCCUUGUUGGCCGAACAGAUUUACUUGACCAUUGCGAAUGCCUUUGAGAUGUGUCGCUCCGAAGAUAAAUUGCGACAAAAGCUCUUCGCGGGCAUCACCAAAGUCGCAGCCGUACCGCAACCGGCCAAAACACUUGCUGACCAAAGCAUUUGGCGGAAGCGAAGGCCGAUGCUGGCAACGAAUAAAUUUCUAACCAAGCUGCUGGACGGGCGCAGCGACCCGCUGGAGAAACUCGUCGAGUCCAAUGCUGCCACACUGCUGCGCACAAAUUCCACAGACAACUUCAAUGCCUCCAAUGAAACGAUACAAUCAGCAAAGCCGACAGAGACACCCAGUGCCACAAUGGCGAGGACGACAACAAUGCAUCCUUCACAUGAUGAAAUUUCGGGGCAUCUUUCACUCUCAACAAAUGAUUUACGGCAUGCAACAGUUAAGCUGAAAGGGCAGCCCAAUGGAGAGAGUAAUGUCCCAGCCGAAGACCAUGGGGAGCAGGAGUCGGGCAGUAGCCACAGAUCCAUCUCCGUCUCCAUCUGCUCCUUGCCAACUCGUCCGCAGUCCGACAGUCUGCUGUUCAUAGGAAAGAGUCGGCCCUUGGCCCUCCGAAACGAGUACAUGCCAGCCAAUGUCAAUGAAUCUUCGAGCACGCUCCAGCUGGCAGCACCACCUUCUGUCACUCUGAGUAAAUGUGGCACGGACCUACCAUCGGAGGUUGUCCAAACAAAGCCUGCCUCUCUGCUCUACUGCUGCCCGGGCGAGUGCGAGUGCGAGUGCGCGUGCACCUUGCGUUUUGAUGAUGAACUGAAGCUGGAGCUGGAGCUGGAACAGGACAAGGAUCAGCAGCAGCAAAAGCAAAAGCAUCAGCGAGAGAACUGCUGCUACAAAUCCGCUUUUCGUCUGCUUUGAACAUUCAGUUGCCGCCAGGCAACUUAAUCAACGGACAUGCACUUAUCAGUGGGACAUUUUCAUUUGGCAUUUCCUUUUUUGUUUGUUUGUUUUUUUGUUCUUGUGUUCUAAUUAAAUUAAACGCCAGCUGCUUUGC
Messenger RNA from Drosophila guanche, 1721 nucleotides. RefSeq lists its product as uncharacterized. Lineage: Eukaryota; Metazoa; Arthropoda; Insecta; Diptera; Drosophilidae. The coding region runs from base 137 to 1585 and encodes 482 amino acids. The record is from RefSeq and is a predicted model, not a curated record. The transcript has 4 exons. Gene Ontology annotation, molecular function: ubiquitin protein ligase activity; ubiquitin conjugating enzyme binding. Gene Ontology annotation, biological process: multicellular organism development; proteasome-mediated ubiquitin-dependent protein catabolic process. Gene Ontology annotation, cellular component: cytoplasm.